Racocetra fulgida is the source of this 1893-nucleotide messenger RNA. Lineage: Eukaryota; Fungi; Glomeromycota; Glomeromycetes; Diversisporales; Gigasporaceae. The record is from the annotation of a GenBank genome assembly.
AUGUCGCGGUACCUUAAUAGUGGUAACGCUUCUCAACAACAGUCUUAUCAACAGUCUUAUCAACAGUCUCAUUCUAUACCACCUAUAAAUAUCAUAAAUAUCGGAAGUAACUCUCCACCGUUGUCUACCGCAACUUCUAUUUCAAUAACUUCGCGUUCUCGAUACGAACAACAGGAACCUUAUCAGGCUUUAUUCACUUCUCCUAAAAUGACUACGCAUCCAACUUUACCUCCCAUUAGUGCUCUUUCGUGUGACUUUUUACCACCAUUAUUGUCUUCAAGUCAACAAGGAAGUAGUUCUUUUAAUUAUAGAAAUCAAACAAAUGUUGACAGGCAAGACCACUCACGAUACAUGAGUGGCGGUGGUAACGGUGGUGGUUUACUCUUAAGUUCACAGUCGGCUCCUUCCACACCUUAUCCUGCGUCACCUUAUCCUUCAUAUUUGACGUCGCCUCUACAAACUCAACCACCUCCUAUUCCACAACAACCUUAUUAUCAAUCACAGCAACCACAAAGAUCCCCUCCUACAUCAUAUUAUCCUCAACAAAAUUAUUCGACCUCAUAUCCUCCAGCCUAUCAACGACAAUCAUCGCCUUCUCCGGUUCAACCAACACGCAGGCAGCAGCAUCAUCCAUCUCAUUAUGCACCUUAUAGUGUACCUCAAAUUUCACCACAGAAUACACAUACACAUUCACAUUCACCUUUUCCACAACAAACACAACCAUCAACACAUAUACAACAACAUGGGAUUCCACCUAUACGACCUUUUCAAAGAAGUCACACAUCUCAAACAGUUAUAUCAGAACCUUUUGUAACAGUUACUCCAGAAUUAAAUAAUAGGCCGCCUAGACGGCGUAGAAGACCACCAUUUUCUUAUUCAUCAUUAAUUGCUCAAGCUAUUCUGGAUUCUCCGGAUAGAAGAUUAACUUUACGUGAAGUUUAUCAAUGGAUAAUGGAACGUUAUCCACAAUUAUACAAAGCUGAUGAUACUGGUUGGCAGGUUCCUCGUUCAGAUACGGAAUUAGGACAUUCAACAUCAUCAUCAGCAGCAAGUAAAGGAAAAGGAGGUUAUUGGACAAUUGACCCAGAGUAUAUGUCAGCUUAUCAUGAUGGUGUAUUCGCAAGGGGUGGAGUACAAAAACGUAGACCUGGAGAAGUUGGUUUACAUUCAGGAAUUAAUAAUUCAGGAUUAGGAGAUGAUGAUAGUGCUGGAAGUGAUACAUCACCUUCGGAUAGUUUGGGCGGCAGGUUGGUUGACGUGGAUGAUGAUGGGGAGGGUAAUUAUCAUUAUCAUCGUAUUCAUCAUCAUCAUAAUGGAAAUAUUAAUGUUCCAAAUGAUCGAAUACCUUCGUUACAAUUAUCAAUACCACCAGUAAUAUCACCUUCAUCUUCAUCAUCAUCAUUAAUGACACCACCUCCAACAGCAUCAUCCAUGAUACCUAAUAAACCAAAAAAAGCAUUUUAUAACAAAAGAAAUUCAUCCGAAUCUAAUUUUAGUAACAUGGGAUCACCAUCACAAUCACCUUCUGGUUUAUCUAAUUCUAGUGGGACUUCUUCGGGUAGAUUUGAUAUAUUUCAUUUAGCAGACUUUUCCACGGAUGUAAAUAAUUCGAAUAGAGAUAUGUCACAUUAUUCGACUAAUAAUAAUAAAUCAGGUUCUGAGUGGAAUUCGAACGAAUCUUCAAUAAAAAGAGAAACGAUAAAUAUGGACAUUGAUCAAAAAGAAGAGGCGCGUACAUUAUUUUAUAUGGGAGGCCAACCUAUGGAAAGAAAUGGUUCACGAAACGUAACAGAACAACAAGUGAAGCGAGAGUCGUAUCAAUAUGUUAAGCGAGAAGAGCGAGAAGAUGAAGAAUCUAAUUCUUCAAUGAAAAUACGUGAUUUAUUAAAUUGA